Molecule: messenger RNA, 1921 nt
Organism: Aspergillus uvarum CBS 121591
Lineage: Eukaryota; Fungi; Ascomycota; Eurotiomycetes; Eurotiales; Aspergillaceae
Product: putative tRNA-specific adenosine-34 deaminase subunit Tad3
Exons: 3
Coding region: 190-1857 (555 amino acids)
Molecular function (GO): catalytic activity
Source: RefSeq, a predicted model, not a curated record
CUUUGCGGUUCAGACCUCCAUCUCCAUGGGAGAGGCUCAGUCUGGCUAUACCUGGUUGCUCACCCAAGCGCAAGGCAUGAGUCGUCUUUAUCCAUAUAGAAUUAAAUCCUCACUUCCGGUUUACUCCAGUUCUCUAGGCUAAAACUGCAAUUUUCACGACAAGCUUGUACCAUCCUGAUUGCUCUUACAAUGGAUGCGGAGACCAUCCUGCGGGAGGUUCAACCCCUCGUGGGCGAAGUGGUUCCCAUUCGCUCCGUCCAGGAGACUCGCCCAGUUGAAGAAUACGCGGACGCCUACGUCGCUGAAGUCAAUGUCAAGACCGCGUCGAAAGUCAUCAAAGCCCUCGACUCCGCCUUCCCCCGCGACUCCUCCCAUCCACUGAACCACCUCCGCCGCUUCGCCAAGCACAACCAGAUCCCCGAGUCCCUCCGCCCCACCCUUCUCAAGGAAGGCUACCUCCCCUCGCAAACCAUCUUCGCCCUCAUUCCGUCGCCACUCCCAGCUCCCGAGGCCCUCCAGACCCUCCUGGCCCCCUUCGUACCGCCGCCCCGAGAGACCCCCCUCCCCCAACCCCCGACCGCCGAUCCCUCUCUGCCAUCCACCCCCGCACCACCACCCGCAGCCCCCGAAACCCCCACACCCUCCACCACCGCCCCUGCAACCAGCACCAUCACUCUCCACACGAUAACCGUCCCAAUGCAACCCCCCUUGACCCCCACACAAGCGGAGCACUGGUCCUCAAAGAUGUGGCCCGUAGUCUUCAACCCGGCCGCGCCGCGCGCGCUGAUCGCCCCACCGCCGCAGAUCCUCUCGCGGGUGCGCGACGCCAUCGCCCCGAAAGCCGGCCGCUACCUGGCGCUGGCGCAGGCUGUCGCCGCCGAGGCGGAGCGAAGCGGUCUCGGCCGCGGGGUGGGCGCCGUGGUCGUGGACCCGGAACUGGAACCCGUUCCUGAAAACUCGACAGAAGACGCCGAAGAAGGAAGCCGCUGGACCGACGCGAUCGUCGCCGUCGCUGGCGACGGCCGGUACUCCCGGCGGGAGGGGGGCCAGCCCGCGCCGGCGGAGAUCGCGGGCGGCGGCGGCGGCGGCAGCGGGCCGAGUCCGCAUUGCGGGACGUACGAUGCCGACUGGGAGGGGGGCCCGGAGCUGCAUGCGCUGAUGCGGGCGGUGGAGUUGAUCUCAAGCAAGCGGCGGGAGGAUAAGCCAGGGUCGCGGAGGCAGAAGAUCCGACCCGUGCUGUACGGGCUCGAGGAGUACUUUCUCCAGAAGUCGGAUGUUCCGCUCCGCGGAGCGGAGACGGUGGCGGGAGGGGCAGAUGAGGAGAGUGGGGAUGCGGCUGCGCCGCCGCCGGAGAAGUAUCAGAAGACCACGGAGACCGAGGCACAUGCGAUCCACCUCCACCACCACAAGGGGGCGGAGGAACAGGGGGCAGAUGCAGGUGGGGGUGCAGGAGGUGCAGGAGGUGUGGGGCCGCGGAUCCGCUCCCGCGAGCAGGGCGGCUAUCUCUGCAACGACCUGGAUGUGUAUCUGUCGCAUGAGCCGUGCAUCUGUUGCUGUAUGGGGUUGCUUCUCUCGCGGUUCCGGGCGGUGAUCUUCCCGCGCCGCGGCCGGAUGGUGUCCGGCGGCCUGGCGUCGGAGCCCGUGGUCAAGCCGGUGCCGGUGGAGGCUGGAUCGGACCAUCCAGUGGAGGAGGAGGAGGCUGAGGGUGGAACGGAGGAAGCAUCGACGAAGAACCGGGAGUACUACGGCCUACAUUGGCGCAAGGAGUUGAACUGGCGCGCCCUGGGGUUCGAGUUUGUCGCUGCUGGGGAGUCGGAGGGUGAUAGUGCCGAGACUGGUGUCGCUUUUCAUGCAUAGUGUGUGGGAAAGCCUAGCAUAAUAAUAUUUGUAUUAUAUCAUCAAGACGUAUACUAUAGACAGG